Molecule: messenger RNA, 737 nt
Organism: Ilex paraguariensis (yerba mate)
Lineage: Eukaryota; Viridiplantae; Streptophyta; Magnoliopsida; Aquifoliales; Aquifoliaceae
Source: the annotation of a GenBank genome assembly
UAGCAUUUUCCACUUACUCUUUGUGAGACCAACAGAGACUAGAAGAAGUUCAUAAACCACAGAGAGAGAGAGAGAGAGAGAGAGAGAGAGAGCGAUCAGAAAUUCCAAGCAAUGGCUUCCAUCACCAUGACAACCUCAUUCCAUGGUGUCUCCGCCACCACGAGAGCCACCAAACAACUGCCCACAACCGCCCGCCGUCUAGUGGUCAUCCCCAAGGCCUCAAGUAUCACAGAAACUGAAAAAACUGGAAUUGUCAUGGCCAAGGCCUCAAGAGGCACAGAAGCUGAAAUAUUUGUGACCAGUUACAAAAGCAACGAAGAGAAGAUCAAUGGGAGGAGGGACCUGGUUUUCGCUGCGGCAGCUGUGGCAGCAUGCUCGGUUGCGAAAAUUGCCAUGGCCGAUGAGCCGAAGCGGGGGACAUCGGAGGCUUUGAAGAAGUAUGGAUCUGUCUGUGUUACAAUGCCUACUGCUCGUAUUUGUCACAAGUGACGAUGAAUUGUUUCAAGAUUUUCAGAUGUUCUAUCAAGGCUUUAAUUUCCUAUCUCUUGGGGAAAGUAGUAUAUAUAUGUAUUUGUUAUGUUACCUCCAAAUAAUAGGAGGCAUGUUGUCUACUAUCAUUUUCUUGCUAUCCCACAACCUAGCAGUUAUUUUUUCAUUUCUUAUUUUUUAGAGAACAAAAAAAAGAUGUAAUAAGUACAAGGGAUAAAAGAUACAUUGAAACCCCAAAGUAAUUAAGU